CGGCGCUGGAGGACGGUCGGACUUUGCCGGGUGAAAAACUUGUGCAAGUUCACAAAGCUUAGAAGGAGGACUGGUUUUUGACUCCAGGCAGUCUGACUUCAGAGCCUUGACAGGAUUACAAGGGAAGAAUGCAGACAAUCAAAUGUGUGCUUGUAGGAGAUGGGGCUGUAGGUAAAACCUGCCUCCUCAUCAGUUAUACAACAAAUGCCUUUCCUGAGGAGUAUAUCCCCACUGUCUUUGACAACUAUAGUGCCCAGACAUCUGUGGAUGGCCAAAUCGUCAGCCUGAACCUGUGGGACACCGCUGGCCAAGAGGAGUAUGACCGACUGCGAACACUCUCCUACCCCCAGACCAAUAUCUUUGUCAUUUGUUUUUCCAUUGGCAACCCAUCCUCUUAUGCCAAUGUGAGGCAUAAGUGGCACCCAGAGGUCUCCCAUCAUUGCCCCAAUGUACCUGUUCUGCUGGUAGGCACCAAGAGAGACCUGCGGAGUGACCUCGAAACAGUGAAGAAGCUGAAGGAGCAGAGCCUAGUGCCCACAACUCCUCAACAGGGCGCUGCCUUGGCUAAGCAGGUGGGGGCUGUGAAGUAUUUGGAAUGUUCGGCCCUGAUGCAGGAUGGGGUGCGUGAGGUAUUUUCAGAAGCUGUCCGGGCUGUGCUUUACCCUGCCACAAAGAAGAACACCAAGAAGUGCAUCCUCUUAUAGCUUUUGGGUGCUACGUGGGGCUGCACCUAAGGAGUUUAAGGGAGGGGAUUCCUUCGACAGCAGUUAAGAGUGCCAGCAUGAGCCAUUUUUCUCUUCUACUAGAAACUCUAGACUCCAGGAUAUUUGGCUUUUGGAAGAAUGAAGACAGACUAAUUAGUUGGUACAUGGCUGCUUUGAAGUUUGGUCUGACCCUUAUGGAGGAAGUGUGUGUGUGUGUGUGUGUGUGUGUGUGUGUGUCUGUCUCCAUCCGUCCGUCCCCUGUCAAAGUGUUAAGAGGAGACGCCACUCAGUGCUGUUCCUUUCUCUCCUUGCCAGGCCACGACUGACCAGAGCAGUCUAGUACUGUUCUUUGUGGGCUUUUGCUUGUCUGCUUUUAAAUCUAAUUUUAGCUUUCCUUGCUAUAUUUACCAUUGAGCAAGUGUCUCACAGGACAAGAUUAUUCUGUUUUCAAAUUGUUGCCUUAAACUUUCUGAUAGACUAUCUGAUAGAUAGAUAAUUUUUUUUUUUUUU
Molecule: messenger RNA, 1214 nt
Organism: Propithecus coquereli (Coquerel's sifaka)
Lineage: Eukaryota; Metazoa; Chordata; Mammalia; Primates; Indriidae
Product: rho-related GTP-binding protein RhoG-like
Exons: 3
Coding region: 129-704 (191 amino acids)
Biological process (GO): establishment or maintenance of cell polarity; cortical cytoskeleton organization; small GTPase-mediated signal transduction
Cellular component (GO): cytoskeleton; cell projection; cell cortex
Molecular function (GO): GTP binding; GTPase activity; protein kinase binding
Source: RefSeq, a predicted model, not a curated record